Aspergillus fischeri NRRL 181 is the source of this 171-nucleotide messenger RNA. RefSeq lists its product as uncharacterized. Lineage: Eukaryota; Fungi; Ascomycota; Eurotiomycetes; Eurotiales; Aspergillaceae. The transcript is spliced from 2 exons. The record is from RefSeq and is a predicted model, not a curated record. The coding region runs from base 1 to 171 and encodes 56 amino acids. Gene Ontology annotation, cellular component: mitotic spindle; mitotic spindle pole body; DASH complex.
AUGUCAACAACACCGAGGAGAUCAACCCCGACAGUCUUCGAGCAGCAGCGAGCGGAACUGGUUCGGGAAAUCGCAGUGGGUAUGGAGCAAGUACUCCAAAACAUCAACCGCCUAAACCGCAACCUGGAAAGUAUCAUUGCAGUAAGUAGCAUCGAAACCAAUGGAUCCUAG